UUGACGCGCCUCACAACGACAGUAGAUUUAUCAAGAAUCAAACAUUUUCACAAAAAUAAUGAAUUCUAUCAGCGCAUUGUUGGAAUCUGCCGUAGAAUCUGUUGAUUUAAAAGACUUUCGUUUUGGCAAUGUGAAAUCGAAAGACAAUGAUGAAUGCCACGUUGUGCAAAAUUGUGACGUAGACAGGAGUUGUUUCAUAGAUAAAAUUAUGAACCACUACUUGAGACACAAUCUCAGCUUAAUUUGCCUGGAAGACCUAAUGAAGUUACUUAAUGAUAAUCGAGAAACCUGUGACCGAUUUCCAACGUCAAAGGAUACAAUACUGAAAAUGUUCGGAGAGCAACGUGAUUUGUUUCAUAUGUUCAACUUCAUAAAAUGUGAAAAGUGUCAUUGCAUGAACAAAGUCUGUUCAGAUGUCACAAUAUCUAGUUGUGCGCGAUGUAAUACAGUGCUAAAAACUACUGAAACAAACUUUUUUGUUGUGAUUCCGAUCGAACAACAAAUUAGAAAAAGUGUAAAAGACAACUGGUCGCAUAUAUGUGAAUUCGAAGCAAGCUACAAUAAAAACAAUCAAUCGUAUUCGGAUGCGCGCGAUGGCAAAAUAUUGAAAGAUAUCAACGAACAGUAUGCUGAGUCUGAUAUAAAUAUUUUAUCUUUAUGUUUGAACCUGGAUGGAGCAAACAAAUAUAAAUCAAACACGCUGUCUGUAUGGCCAAUUCAAUUGAUCCAGAACUACUUGCCACCAAAUAUCCGAUUCCUUCCGCACAACAUCAUUGUGAGUGGGCUAUACUACCAUCAAAAAAAACCGGAUUGUUACGAAUACAUGCUUCCACUCAUAAAUGAAUUGAACGAAUUAAGCCAACGGAAAAUCACAUUGAAUAUUGGCGGUGAAGAAUUCGUAUUUAAGCCGAUUAUUACACAUUGCUCGGUCGAUUUACCUGCCAAAAGUUUGCUUCAAGCGACGAAACAAUUUGGGGGCUACGAAAGCUGUACAUACUGCGAUAUUGUUGGGGAAUUGAUUGUACUUACUAAUUCCAACCGCUGCAACGACGGAAAAACAGGCAAGAAGAAAAAAAACAUUAAAGAGAACACCAAUAAGCCCAAAAAACCGAAAAAAUUCGUUCGUUACACUGAAAGAGAUGAACCGUGUGCAUUACGUGACGAAGUCCAAACGCUUCAAACAAUGUUAGCGGUAUCGACGUCUACUGCUGGCGAAUCUAUCAACGGUGUGAAAGAUGUAUCGUGUCUAGUCAGUUUGGAGCAUUUCAAUAUCAUCUUUAGCAUAGGAGUGGAGUAUAUGCAUGCAGUUCUGCUUGGAGUUACAAAACGUUGUUUGAAUUACUUCUGCAACCCAAACAACAACUCCAAAACAUAUUAUAUUCCACCGAAGAGUCGAGCAUUACUAAAUGCGAGACUUUUGGCUAUCAAACCGACGAGCAAUAUUACUCGCAAACCGCGAUCCCUCGACCAAAGAAAAAAUUUUAAGGCCAGUGAGUUUCGAUCGCUGCUGUUGUAUUAUCUACCAGUAUGCUUACCCGGUCUCGUAUCAAAUGAGUACGUUCAUCACAUACGCAUUUUAUCAGCAGCAGUUUACAAAUUACUGAAAGCCGACAUCCCGUACAAGGAAGUGGAUCAGGCGGAAAAUUAUUUGCUCCAAUUCGUGAAAGAUCAUCAACAGUUAUUUGGCAAGGAAAAUAUGGUGAUGGUCAUUCACUUGCUGAAACACUUGUCGAACAGCGUCCGACAAUUGGGACCUUUAUGGUGCCAUUCUGCUUUUUCGUUUGAGCGAAAUAAUGGAUGUUUGCUGAAGCUGGUGAACGGAACGACUGAUGUGCUUGAUCAGAUGUCGAGCAAGUAUACUUUAUCAAAAUCGGUUCCGAGAAUUUUCAAGCAAAAAAAAUUUUGUCGUGGAAAGCCGGUUAUCAUCGUGGAGACACAUUUGGAACUCCAAUGUAUCGAAUCAUUGGAACGUUUCGAUUUAUCAAACAAGUCAAUCAGUGCAUUCAAACGAAUCAAGCUAGACAACGUAAUCUAUACUAGUUUGUUGUACACACGGCCGAAAAAGACAAUCGACUAUUUCAUUGGACUGAAAGAUGGAGUGAGCAUUGGAAUGGUAAAAUUUUAUUUUGAACUGAAUCACAAAAUGUGUGUGUUGAUCGAACAAUUCGAAGUCGUGGACUAUAUUUACCACAUCGAAAAAGUUAUCAAGUCUAACAAACUUAUUUUGGCACCCGUAGAGAACAUUGCGAAAAAAUUCAUUUUCAUGAAAGUUGGUCUCAAUCAGUAUAUUGUUACGCCUCCGAAUCCUUAUGAAAACGAGUAAUUUACCGACAAGAACAAUGUAAAGAUUAAUUUGUUACUCUGCACUGUAUGAAUUG
This is a messenger RNA of Bradysia coprophila, 2378 nucleotides long. RefSeq lists its product as uncharacterized. NCBI's taxonomy places the organism in Eukaryota, Metazoa, Arthropoda, Insecta, Diptera, Sciaridae. The record is from RefSeq and is a predicted model, not a curated record.